AAAAAUGAAAUGAAAUAUAAAAUUAAAUUAAAUUGUUAAUUGGACAUUAAUCUCUUUUUGGGCUGGACUUUUUGCAGUACAGUUUCAUCGGAUUGCAGAUCUGCUUUUGCUACAUCAACAUCAUCAUAUUCUUCAUAGCUCAGGUACUCGUAUAUAUUUUAUUUUUUACCUUCAAAUGCCUAAUAACAGUAAAGCCAAUAUGCCUAACAUGGCUGAUGAGGAACAAUCACCUUUGUCCUCGCUAAUUCAAACACUUUCAACGAUUCUUCGCAACCUACAUAGUAUAAAGCAACGAACUGCUUGUGAAAAAGUCGACAGUGAUACGCAUGUUGAUUCCUACUUUCAACAUAUUUGCGACGUUCAGAACAAUAUUGAAGCUCUUUCUCCGUCAGACAAAUCAAGAGCAGAAGUUGAAGAAACAACAAAAUCUGAAAUACUUUCGUUAAUCAACCCCAGAAACCGCGUUUCUGAGUUGAACACUAGCAUAUUCAACGCAACGGCAUUUGGAAAUGCUAGUCAUCAUAAUCGAUUGCCGUCACUCAAAUUGCCAAAAUUUGACCGCAAAUAUGUGGAAUAUAAACGCUUUUUCCGUACCUUUUGCAACAUAGUGCACGAUGACCCAACAAUGCCAAAGGUAACCGAAGAAAAUUACCUGAAGGCUUUACAACGGCUGAAAGAACGAUACGACAACAACGUAAUGAUUUUUCAAGAUCACAUUAUAUCGCUUUUCAAUAAUCCAUUUAUGAAAAGAUCUGACGCAGUAAGUCUACGUAAUAUCAUUGACAAUGUUGCAGCGCUGCGAGGUUCGUUACUCUCGUCGGGCUCAGAAGGCGAUAUAAUGAAUUCAGUGCUAAUUCAUAUCGCCUUAACUAAAAUUGAUUAUGAUUCAAAAUCGGCACACAAUCAAAAGCAAGAGUUUGACUGCUUGCCAUCAUGGGAUGAUUGCUACAAGUGGUUAAAUCGGCACUGUCAGUAUUUAGAAACAUGUUCAAACGGGGAAAACUCAAAGGUAACACAGCAAGAUUGUAAGCUAGUAGUUAUCAGCUAAAAUACAUUUUGAUUGGGUGAAGCAAACAAGCAAUUGCAUCAAUUGCCUACGCAAAGGACAUACAUUAUCUAAAUGCCCAUCGAAAUCUCGUUGCCGUAUAUGUCAUCAAUCGCACCACUCUCAUCUACAUUUCUCCACCGUUGGAGCUACAAAUUAUCCAUUUGUACAAAAGUUAGAACCUAAAGAGAAAGACCAAACACCUGUGCCGUUUACUUCGUCGAGUCCAUCGCAUCAUUCACCAACCAAUCCAUCAGUUUCACUUAUCGCAUGCACAGGCAAAAGAGCGAUAAUACCAACAGCCUUAAUUUACAUACAGGACAAAUUUGGAGUGAUGCAGCCAGCUCGUGCAUUAUUGGAUUCAUGUUCCGAAUUCAAUUUCAUAACCGAGGAAACAGCAAAGCGGUUGCAGCUUAAAAGGUUUUUCUCACAUCAGGAAAUUUCAGGAAGACGCGGAAUACCUCAACGCAUUUACUGCGACAACGCC
Messenger RNA from Bactrocera oleae (olive fruit fly), 1532 nucleotides. Lineage: Eukaryota; Metazoa; Arthropoda; Insecta; Diptera; Tephritidae. The record is from RefSeq and is a predicted model, not a curated record.